This is a messenger RNA of Venustampulla echinocandica, 1335 nucleotides long. RefSeq lists its product as uncharacterized. The record is from RefSeq and is a predicted model, not a curated record. Gene Ontology annotation, biological process: protein deubiquitination; ubiquitin-dependent protein catabolic process. The coding region runs from base 1 to 1335 and encodes 444 amino acids. Gene Ontology annotation, molecular function: cysteine-type deubiquitinase activity. The transcript has 6 exons. Gene Ontology annotation, cellular component: cytoplasm. NCBI's taxonomy places the organism in Eukaryota, Fungi, Ascomycota, Leotiomycetes, Helotiales, Pleuroascaceae.
AUGGCUCAACCGGGCCCAGCUACGAGAACCCUAAGGAAGCGUAAAGACCCAGUGUCGACCAACGAUGAUUCUGGCGCGGUAAUGGAAGCGAUGAAACCUCUGACCGAUGAGGAGCGUCGAAGCUGGAAAGGCUGGGUUGAACUAGAGUCUGACCCCGCUCUAUUCAACUUUAUCUUACGAGAGUACGGCGUCAGAGAUGUCAAGAUCCAGGAGGUCCUCGCACUAGACGACGAAAUGUUGGGUUUACUCCCCAACCCAGUCUAUGGGCUGAUUUUCCUUUUCAAAUAUCGGGACGAGGAUGAGGAUGCUAAGGCGGAGACGGAGGUGGAGACUAAGACUAAGGCGUCAAAAUGCCCAAAGCAAGUGUGGUUUGCCAACCAGACAACGAACAAUGCCUGUGCCACAGUAGCACUACUAAAUAUUGUUAUGAACGUGCCAGAAAUUAAUCUCGGUGACGUGCUCUCCGUCUUCAAAAAGCACACCCAGGGGUUGAAGCCAGCAUACCGUGGCCAGAGGCUUGGUUGUAAUGACUUUAUUAGGUCUAUUCACAACUCCUUUGUCCGGCGAAUGGACAUACUUAAUGCUGACUUGGCCCUCCAAGGUGAAUUUGAACGGUGGAAGCGAAUAAAGAAUAACCCUAGACGCAAGAAGACCUCAAACACAAAGACCAAGCCAAAAGACGAGGAUGAGCCUGGCUAUCACUUUAUUGCAUAUGUCCCCAUUGACAACGUUGUCUGGAGGCUCGAUGGCCUUCAACGACACCCUACCAAACUUGGACCAAGCGGCGACAAUUGGAUGGCAGUGGCUCGAGAUAAUAUAUACAGGCGUAUAUGCCAGUAUGAAGACGACGGAGUCCAGUUCAGUCUUCUGGCCCUGGGUGCUAGCCCAUUACGCACGCUCCCUAAGAAGAUUGCCGCUAGUAUGAAGUCAGUCAUGGCCGUCGAGGAGGUCCUUUCACUCGUCUUACCAGAUUGGAAGUUAUUCGUCACCGGCGAUAUUCCCCCCACAGCCAGUGAGCUGUGUGAAUCGUUUGGCGUUACCAAUGAUCUUAUCGAGACAACGGAGCUUCCAAUAUCCACAAAGGAGGACCUUGAGAAGACUGGUAGCGACCCACAAAAGCUCAUGGAACUACGACUCAGGAUGGUGGGUGAUUAUGCCGCACUCUGCCGCUCUUACCUAGAAGAAGCGGCCUUGAUCGGUCAAGAGGAUGACCAAGCCGCUAAGCGUAAGGAGGAUCACACUCCAGUGAUCUACUCUGCAAUAAAAAAAAUUGCCGAGGCUGGAGUGUUGAAGGGUAUAGUCGCGGAUAUAAGAGAAAAUGGAAUGAAGCUAUAA